This is a messenger RNA of Moesziomyces antarcticus, 3546 nucleotides long. RefSeq names its product WD40 repeat-like protein. Gene Ontology annotation, biological process: DNA repair; mitotic cell cycle; DNA-templated DNA replication. The record is from RefSeq and is a predicted model, not a curated record. The coding region runs from base 1 to 3546 and encodes 1181 amino acids. Gene Ontology annotation, cellular component: nuclear replication fork. NCBI's taxonomy places the organism in Eukaryota, Fungi, Basidiomycota, Ustilaginomycetes, Ustilaginales, Ustilaginaceae. The transcript is spliced from 2 exons. Gene Ontology annotation, molecular function: chromatin binding; protein binding.
AUGGAGUCGACCCAGUCGGAGGACGUCAACGUCCAGAUCGUUCAUUCGGGACCCACAUACUGCAUCCACGCGCCCAAGAAUGCAGGUGUAGACCGACUGUUCACGGGCGGUGACGACUUCCUCGUCCGCAUCCUGCCAACACUGCCGCUUCCUGGCGUCGAGCCACACCUCAUCGAAGACGCCACCGAACCCAUCACCUCUCUCGAUGCCGACGAUCGCUUCCUCAUCGCUGCAUCCGAGGACGGCUCGGUUCGUCUGUACCGACACCACCCCGUGGACGCCGAAGGCAACUCGACCUCUCCCACCGUGCUUCAAUCUUUGCUGCGUCGCGAGACCCUGCCGCUCCGAUGCGUCGCUCUGGAACGUCACGUUAAGAGCGGCAAGUCACCGCGCGUUGCCGUGUGCUCGGACGAGCUCAUCAUCAAGAUCAUCGACGUCGAGGACCCCAGACGCAUCCAGCUGCUCGACGGCCAUAAUCGCGGCCUCCGAUCCGCAUCUUGGAGUCCCGCUGCAUCGCUGCUGGUAACCUGCUGCACCGAUGGCGUCGCAAGGGUCAACGAUCUCAGCGACGCCGAGCCCAAGCUCGUCAAGUCGAUCGAGGGCAUUCUGCCCAGCACCCGGGCCGAAAGCGACGAGGCCGCGUGUGCCUGCUGGCAUCCCUCGGGCAACUACUUUGUCCUUCCCUCCAAGACUCACGAGCUCGUCGUGAUCAGUGCUCACAGCGGCUCUUCUGCUUGGUCGCGCAUCGGCAACUUUGUCGCCAGCUCCAGCGGACCCGUUCCUCUUCCAAGUGGCAGCAUCACCGCUCUUGCUUUCUCUCCCAACGGCCGUUACCUCGCCUCUGCCACGAACAACGGACAGGUGACCAUCUGGGAUUCGGACUCUCGCCAAGCUAUCCGAUCGAAGCGCGCCGACGCCCUCGUCAACGCCAUCAGCUGGCACCCGUCCAAGGACGCUCUCGCCUGGACAGACAAUGAGGGCACCCUCGCUCGAUGGUCCAAUGUCAUCGGCAGCACCCGUCCGAGUCCUGUUGAAGAGAUCACGUUCGACAGGUCCAAGAUCUACCGAGGCGCCCGCGGCCAGAUCGACGACAUCUUUGCCGGCACCGGCCUUUCGGAUGAUGAAGAUGACGACAUGGCACAAGGAUCGCAGCAUGGCGGUGACGAUGCAGAUGAUCUCGAUGACUUUGUCGUUGACGAUGAGUCGCGCUCGCGAAGGAACGGUCAGGGCUCCUCUCGCUCCCGUUCCUAUCUUCGCGGAGGCCACGCCGGCGCCGCGGCCGGGCCCGGUGGCAUGAUGAUCGCUGCGACCCGUCCUCAACCAAGCUUUCAGCCGACGUCGACGCCGAUGCGCGGCCAGCGCCGCUACCUCGCGUACAACCUGCUCGGCUCGGUCGUGGCCGUCGAGCAAGAGUCGCACCAGACAAUCUCGUUCGAGUCAUUCGACACGUCGGCUCGACGCAACCUCCGCUUCUCGGACAUGAACAGCAUCAGCAUGGCGUCGCUCGCCAAACAGGGCAUCCUGUUUGCCGCCAAGCAGACCGACGAACAAUCCAGCAGCCUCUUCUUCAAGCCGUUCGCAGGAAGCAACCUCACCUCCGAAUGGACGUUCAACCUGGACCGCGACGAGGACGUCGAGGCCAUCGCUCUGGGAGGUAGCGCUCUGCGCACCGUCACUGAAGAUGGAUGGGAGGACGAGGAUGCCGGCCGAUCGGGUACAGGCAUGGCGGUCGUCGCCACGUCCAAAGGCUACCUGCGCUUCCUCUCGGCAAGCGGAAUGCAACUCUACCUGUGGGCGAUCGGCCAUCCCGUCGUCACGCUGGCUGUCGGUGCAAGGACAGCUCUGGUCAUCUACCGCAGAACCGGUCUGCCAUCGGGCGGCUACCAGGAUCUCGGAUACAAGGUGAUUGAUCUGGCGAACUUUGACGUGAUUCAGGAUGACGUGCUCUCGCUCGCCAAGGACAGCCACAUCGUUUGGGCUGGCUUCAACGACCACCACCAGCCCGCAUUCUUCGACACGAAUGGCGUCCUCUUCGUCCUCGACCGAGCGCAUCGAUGCCGACAGGGCCGUUGGGUGCCGCUCCUCAACACCAAGAACAUUCGGGACAGUACCACGUCCGAUGCAAGCGAUGCGGCUAUGCGUGCCGCAAGGACCCUGGGAUACUGGCCGGUCGCGCUCACCUCGACCAAGCUUAUGGUGCUGCUUCUCAAGGGCGGACGCACACACCCUGAGGUGGACGGUACUCGACACAUGAUCCAGGAGCUCGAGCUGCAGGUGCCGCUCAUCCAGCGUGAAGGUGGCACGGGCCCUCUGGAGGAGAAGAGCCUGCGCGAGGGCAUGCUUGCCAUGACCGCUCGCGACGUCAAGAACGCGGGCAUCGAAGCGGGCGAGGACGAGCCCGAGCUCGAAGCAGGUGCGCUCGAGAUGAGCUCGGACAAAGCGCUGUUGCAGCUGAUCCAGCUGGCGUGCAAGGCCGACAAGCACGGACGGGCGUUGGAUGCUGCGCGCGCACUGCAUUCGACGAGGACACUCGAAGCGGCGCUCAAGAUCGCAGCUUUCUUCCACCUGUCCAGCCUGGCAGAGCGCAUGGUGGCGCUCAAGGAGGGCCUCGAGGGCCGUCCGGAGCGGGUCGAGGAAGAGAGUCGACGCUGGUGCGACCCAUCGGUGCGCGGCGGUCCGAGCUACACAAACCCGGCCCUGGUCGACAUCAUGACCCGCGCCAGCGAUCGGCGUCGGGACGACGUGAGUGCUGCUUCGAUCCGCAAGCGUGCAUCGGCUGCUUUGGGCGAAGAGUUCCAGCCCACCCCUUCGCGGGCGGCGUCGGGCGUGCUGCGCGCUCCCACCUCUGUUCCGAGCCGCUUUGAUCUUGCCCCUUCGGUACCUUCUUCGUCGUCGACGUACUCGGUGCUGGACCGGUCGCCAUCCGUGGCUCGCGCGACACCGAGCAUGGGUGAAGAUUCGAUGAGCCUUGCGCUCGACGACCACGACAGCCCCGGUCUGGGCAAGGAGAACCUGUACCAGCGCAGCUCCGAGAAGCGCAAGUCACCCGCCGACGAGUCGAUGGACGCACCGCGCGGGCUGGCCAUGCCCAAGGCGGCCAAGUCGCUCAACCCGUUUGCGCGCACAUCGUCCAACGUGGCCAACGUGGCCAAGGACAAGCAGAUGCACAAGUCGACGUCGUUCUUCGAGCGGAUCGAGCCGUACGAGAAGGAGGCGCUCAACAAGAACGUUCCGUCCAAGCAGGCGUUGCUGACGGGUUUCGUCCGCAAGGAUCAGACCGCUUCGGUUGCAGACGCUGCAGCAGCGCGUUCGGCUGCGUUUGGAGAGACGCAGUAUCCCGACGACGACAUGGCGGGAGAGCAGGGCGACAGGGAUGAGUCGCUCCAGUUCACGCUCGAACGUGCUGCUCGAGCCAGUGGAGCAGCUCGUGCGGCUGAUCCGAUCAACGGCGACCGCCUGCCCGAAACCUUGAUGCACGACACCGACACCUUCGACUCGCUCCAGACUGAGGAGUCGGCGCUUCCGAGCUCGCGCAUUCCCGUGUGA